This is a messenger RNA of Octodon degus (degu), 5072 nucleotides long. RefSeq names its product CCR4-NOT transcription complex subunit 4 (gene Cnot4). The coding region runs from base 331 to 2058 and encodes 575 amino acids. Lineage: Eukaryota; Metazoa; Chordata; Mammalia; Rodentia; Octodontidae. Gene Ontology annotation, cellular component: CCR4-NOT complex. Gene Ontology annotation, biological process: protein ubiquitination. The record is from RefSeq and is a predicted model, not a curated record. Gene Ontology annotation, molecular function: RNA binding; ubiquitin-protein transferase activity; metal ion binding. The transcript has 11 exons.
GCGUGCGCCUGCGCACCGGAGGCCGGAGGAGUCUUACCCUAAUGUAAGAUGGUGGCCCGUCUGGCUGUGGAACCCACCGAAAGCUGAGAGUCUCUCUCAGCCGUAAAGGUCGGACUCGCUGAAGCAAUCAGGUCUGGUUUUGAAGAGUUUUGUUCUCGACACUCAGUCAGUGAUCUCUCGCGAGGACGCGGCAGCGCGUGGAGUCGGCUGAGGGAAAAGCGAGGCACGGCAGGCGGGUCUACAAGGUUCUACAUUUUAGCUCUCAGUGCUGAACUUCCUUCUCCCUUAAAUUAUUAUAAACUUUUUUUGCUGCUGUUUAAUAAAGUGAAGAUGUCUCGCAGUCCUGAUGCAAAAGAAGACCCUGUGGAAUGCCCUCUCUGCAUGGAGCCCUUGGAGAUAGAUGAUAUCAACUUUUUCCCUUGCACCUGUGGCUACCAGAUAUGCCGAUUUUGUUGGCAUCGAAUUCGCACUGAUGAAAAUGGGCUUUGUCCUGCAUGUAGAAAGCCAUAUCCAGAGGACCCAGCAGUUUAUAAACCACUUUCCCAGGAAGAACUGCAAAGGAUAAAGAAUGAGAAAAAACAGAAACAGAAUGAGAGAAAACAGAAAAUAUCAGAAAAUCGCAAACAUUUGGCAAGUGUUCGUGUUGUACAAAAAAACCUCGUCUUUGUUGUAGGUCUGUCUCAGCGCCUAGCAGACCCAGAGGUUUUAAAACGCCCAGAAUAUUUUGGAAAGUUUGGUAAAAUACAUAAAGUUGUCAUCAAUAAUAGCACGUCAUAUGCAGGCUCACAGGGUCCAAGUGCUAGUGCUUAUGUCACCUACAUCCGGUCAGAAGAUGCUCUCAGAGCCAUACAGUGUGUCAACAAUGUGGUUGUAGAUGGCAGAACACUGAAGGCAUCUCUAGGUACAACGAAAUACUGCAGUUACUUCUUAAAGAAUAUGCAGUGUCCAAAACCUGACUGCAUGUAUCUACAUGAAUUGGGGGAUGAGGCAGCCAGCUUCACAAAAGAGGAAAUGCAGGCGGGUAAACAUCAAGAAUAUGAACAGAAGCUACUUCAGGAAUUGUAUAAAUUAAAUCCCAAUUUUCUUCAGCUGUCUACGGGUUCAGUUGAUAAGAAUAAGAAUAAAGUGACACCAUUGCAGAGGUAUGAUACCCCCAUUGACAAACCUUCAGAUCCUCUCAGUAUAGGGAAUGGUGAUAAUUCCCAGCAGGUACCCAACAGUGAUACACCUUCACCACCACCUGGUUUAUCAAAAUCCAAUCCAGUCAUCCCCAUCAGUUCAUCCAAUCACAGUGCACGGUCCCCUUUUGAAGGGGCAGUAACAGAGUCACAGUCAUUAUUCUCAGACAAUUUUCGCCAUCCCAACCCUAUCCCAAGCGGGCUUCCUCCUUUUCCCAGCUCCCCACAGACAUCCAGUGACUGGCCCACAGCACCAGAACCACAGAGCCUCUUCACAUCAGAGACUAUCCCAGUGUCAUCCUCUACAGACUGGCAAGCAGCAUUUGGCUUUGGUUCUUCUAAACAACCAGAGGAUGACUUGGGUUUUGAUCCCUUUGAUGUUACUAGAAAAGCCUUAGCAGACCUGAUUGAAAAGGAACUGUCUGUUCAAGACCAACCUUCCCUUUCGCCCACAUCUCUUCAGAACUCCUCUUCACACACUACAACCGCCAAAGGCCCAGGCUCUGGAUUCCUGCAUCCUGCUGCACCUGCAAAUGCCAACUCUCUCAAUAGUACCUUUUCAGUCUUGCCACAGAGGUUCCCUCAGUUUCAGCAGCAUCGAGCAGUUUAUAAUUCAUUCAGUUUUCCAGGCCAGGCAGCCCGCUAUCCUUGGAUGGCCUUUCCACGCAAUAGCGUCAUGCACUUGAACCACACAGCAAAUCCCACCUCAAAUAGUCAUUUCUUGGACUUGAAUCUCCCGCCACAGCACAGCACAGGUCUGGGAGGGAUCCCUAUAGCAGGGGAAGAAGAGGUGAAGGUUUCGACCAUGCCACUGUCAGCCUCUUCCCAUUCAUUACAACAAGGACAGCAGCCUACAAGUCUCCACACUACUGUGGCCUGACAACAGAACUGAGAGGAGAGGAUUAGACUCUGGGGUGCUUGCAUGGGCAACCGGAUUUUGCAUGAUUCCUUUCUGAUUUUGCAUUUAAUGUAUACACCCACAAGAGCCAAUAUAAACGUUCCUCAUGCCUAGAACUAGUGUGUUACCUCAUAGUUGCUGAAGUAUUUAUUCACUAGGCCUUUAACAUAAUUUAUUAGCACAAUAAUUUUGGCAUUGUUUCUGAUGAGUGAUACUAUUUUUAACUCAUACAAAUAAAUUUAUAGGACUAAUUAAGAUCCCAGAUGAGAUUAGAUAGAAUUGUUCUUGUUUUGGCUCUAUUACUGAAAAUAUACAAAGGUAAUAAUAGUUCUUUGUUUUCUGAUUUGUGAAGAAAUGGUAAUAUGUCCUAAAAUUUGGAAAAGAAGAUAAUGUUUGUUGCAUUCUUUGAGUAUUUGAAAAGAAUACAUAUAAAACAAAAUUGGUAAUGUCAUUUAAUGCUCAAAAGAUGUUAUCAGCUCUUGUUUUUAGUUGCCUAGAUUUAUAUCCUAUAUAAUGCAUUACAUGUGUAGAAACUGUUUUGUUCUCUCAUUUGCACAUUUGCACUUUCUUUUGAAAUGGUAUUAAUUAUACAUAGAUGGUUAAAAGGUAAUUAUUAUGGCCUAAAUGCAGUAUAAUCUUCUAAUGCACUGCCUAGUAUACCAGGAAAUGCCUCAAAAAAACAGGAUUUAAACUUCUAGUAAAUUUAUUAAAAACUUGAACAUGGGGUAAACAUUGUGUGUGAGUAGCAGCCAUAGUAAUAGCAUUUUUAUUGAACAAACAGUAGUUCAGUGGGAUAUCUGUUUGGAAAUUUCAUUGUUUAAUAACUGAAAUGUGCUGACAAGACUAUAAGUAUGUGAUCAUAAUGAGACCAUGUGGAAGAACAGAUCAAGUGUCUUCAAAAAUUAGGCUAUGUGAGUUGUACUAGAUAACUUUAGUUAUUUAGACAGUAGUGGAGUACUUUAUUAGAACAUAAUGUAAGAUGAUGUUUUUUGAUAAUACUUAAUUUUUUGAAAUAGUUUUUAAAAUGACAAUAAAAGAAAAUAAAGUGAAAGCUGAUUUAGGAAACAUGACCAUAUUCUAAGUGAAACAGCACCUGGGAAGAGAGGGAAAGUUGGACCUCCUCUUGAUUUUUAAAAAAUUGUGACAUAAAAGGUAUGCUUUAAUUUGUUAAAAAAUAUUACAGGAGUGUUAUGAACACCAAAAAGAACCCUGGAGAUUUAAAAUAAUAAUAAAAAUUCCUCAUUAGGGGAUGAUGUUAAUAUUAUAUUAGAAUUGGAAUUUGCAAGGUAACUUCUCUCUAUAAAAUCUAAUUUCUGUUAGGUAUCAUGCAACAAGUUAAAUGGCUUUAUCCCGUGGAAUAGUGAGGUAAAAUAAAAAUUUGUUCUCAAAUAUCCUUAGGUCUGGUUAACUGAGGCUGCAGAAGCAGCUAAUAAGUCAUUUAAGUUACAUUUUUAAAAAUUCAGCAUUUGUAUAUUACUUUUCACUUAGAAGUGUUUUUUAAGACAUUACCAGAAAAUUACUGAUUUAGAAAAUGCCAGUGGAAUAUUACUGAUUAUUAAGCAUCAGCCUUUAAUCAUAGAUUAAUUUACUUGGGCUUUUCAUUUUCGCAUUAAAAGGCCAAGGCUUAGCUGCUGUCUCCUGUAAGGCUAAGGCCUCUGGACACUAUUGUAAAAUUUUGCCUCAUUGUAAUGAUGUAUUCCCACUUUUAAUGUAAGCCUUCAAUUGUCUGAAUCUUCUUACAAAGCCAUAGCAGCUGGCUAGCUGUAUACUCAUUUGGUGUUAAGAGGUAUAUCUGUUAAACAGAGCUUCUUUUCUGGUCUUUCUCAUGCAUAAUUUGUGCAGAAACCUGUACGUUUGCCCACAUUUAGCCACAGUCCUGAGUAGAUUUCCCAAGGCAGCAUCCUGCCUGCUUCUCCUUUCUCCCUUCUUCCUGCGCACCCUGAAUUAAGGAACUGCUUCUUGGGAAAUGAAGGCUCCAGCUUCUCUCUGUUUACGUAGAAUGGCUAAAAUGAUCUUUUGAUUCACUGUGUAAUUUCCAGACCUUUUAAGACUUUAUGCUUUUGCUCACUUAAUAUUUUAUUUAAUAUGGUUUUGUAGCAGUCUUCACAGUCAUGAUUUUAUACCAAAGCCUCAUUUCAUGUAGCAAGUAAGUUGUAACCAAAUAAUAGUAAAGAGUGAGAAAUACUAAGAAGUUUCUGGUUUGUUUUUGACAAAUUCCUGCGUGAUUCACCUUUCACAGGAAAAUUUUACAGACUUCCACAUCUUUAACCUUUAAAAAGUGACUAGUCUUUUUCUUAACAUGGAAAUUUUUAACUUGGAGUCCAGAACUCUUGAAAGGUACAUACAAGAUUAUGAAUUUGUGUGCAUGUACAUAUAUCCGUUUUAUUUUUCUGGGAGAGAAGUUCCAUAGUUACUAGAUUUAUAAAGGGUUUGGCAACAUUUUCCUACCUCAGGAAAAAAGAAAAGGGUUAAGAACUUGCUGCCUUGAAAUGAUUUUAGUGCCAUUAUGGGAAACAGAUUGUUGGCUGAAUGAUUUUAGUUAUAUGAUGUCAAGUGCCUCCUUAAUCUUUUUUUUUUUUUUUUAACUUCCAUUCGAAAACAUUUUUAAUUAAUGAUGCUUUCUUUCUUGUUCUACUUGUAUUUGGUUUUCCAGGUGGUGUAUUGUGUAUUUUUCCUUUAUUUCAACAAAGUAUUCAUUAAGUAACUGAGUAUAGUACUUGUGUAUAGUGACCUGAACUAGAUAUUGAGGGCUGCAAAAUUGAAUAAAAUACAGAGCCUGUCACCAAGGUGAACAGUCUAUUGGUAGUUCUUUUUCACUUUUUAAAAAAAUGAGAGCUCUUGAUAGAUAUUAAUCACAAGAGCAGUCAUACCAGUCCAGCUCAUUUCAUUAUUCAUCUCUCAGUAACUGCUCUGAUGUUAGCAACAGGGUGUUGAAUAUGCUUCAUAUUCUAAAAUAUGUGAUAAUUUGAAGAGAAGUGAGAAAAUCUUAAUAGGAC